Messenger RNA from Daldinia caldariorum, 2684 nucleotides. RefSeq lists its product as uncharacterized. Lineage: Eukaryota; Fungi; Ascomycota; Sordariomycetes; Xylariales; Hypoxylaceae. Bases 224 to 2536 code for a protein of 770 amino acids. The transcript has 2 exons. The record is from RefSeq and is a predicted model, not a curated record.
UCCCUAAGCUGGCGUUCCCUUUACUAUAGAUAUGAGCUGAGAGCUCCAGAGAGCACCCGCCCAAUCGGUCGUUCCCCCCCUCAACUUUCUGUUACGCUCUUGGCACAAGAGUCGCUCGUUAUAGACGGACGGACGCUCGCUACGAAGACGCAUAUUAAAACUAGGGAGUCGCUUAACAUUGCGAAGAGCGAACGCCCAUUUUUGAACUCUUAUACGUGCUGUGAUGGUUUCCAUCCGCCGCUUCGGGGCCUUGUCGGCUGUCGCCCUAGCUUGGCUCACAAGAGUGCAAGCUUCUCUCUCCGAGGCACAUUGGUCCAUCUGUAAAACAGUUACGGAAACUUGUUACGAAACGACCACUGAAACGACUACAGAGACCUGCUACGAAACGGAAACUACUACAGUAUACAACGUUACUACUGUAUUCGAUACCGUCAGUUAUAGUUAUACGGUCACGGAUACAGUGACAGAUACGGACACAGAGACAGAGACAGAAACAGAGACGGAGACAGAAACGAAGACCAAGACCAAGACUAUCAGCGACGUCAAGACUGUCACCGCCUUUAUUACGUAUACUAAUAACCGGACUAUUACUCUUAUCGACGAAAAGACAACGACUACAACCGAUAUAGAGACUACAACCGAUAUAGAAACUACAACUGAUGUAGAAACUACAACUGAUCUGAAGACUACGACUGAUAUAAAGACCACGACUGCGACUUAUACAUCUUUUGUCCCUACUGUCACCACGGCUACUCUAACCUUCACAACUGAGAUCCCUAUCACAGUUAUCUCCGACCGUACAUUGACCACGACCGUAUACAGCACAUCAACCUACACAACUAUCUCGACAUACACAACAAGCAUCCUGACUACAUUUACAGACACCCUAACGACAGUUUCUGUGUCGGUUUCAGCUUCGCCAACUACAGACACCGCGACAGUUACUGCAACCGAAGAGGUGACCGCAACUGAAGAAACUACAGCGUUUGUUACUGUCAUAUCUACUACUACAUUCCUCACCGUCUCGGAAAUUUCAGUUACCGAUUCGGUGGUAAGUACUACAACCUUUCUUACGACGCAGUCUAUCACCAUUACCGAACCAAUAUAUAUAAUCACUACAGCAACUAGCACGGUUUCGUCUGUAUGCCCCACGCCGACCAACUCCCCAAACUUCAAUGUACCAGCGUACAACGCCUCAUCCGACUUGACUUGGGGAUGCCCGCCUGGGACUAUUUGUUCUCCACCAAAGCCGGAUGGAUGUAGUAUCUGGCCUACUCUUCCGGAUAAAGAAUACGUCUGUGAGAGCCAGGUUAACUGUAUACCGGCCCCGGAUUAUGAACCAGUGGAAUGGUGUGAUGACGAAACAGGAUACUACCCUCCUACGGAAGGAUAUUUUAACCUUGCACCGCCUGCUUUCGGUUUGAGUUAUGAUAUAUUCAAUCCCCCUGCCGUACCUAAGAAUAUCACGAUUACCGCAUCGGGAGCGACCAUCACCACCUUGGUCUCAGGUAAUUACGGAUCGCAGACAAGUAUCACCGCGUACCCUCCUUCUAGUACACCAGAAUCAGGUUAUCCGACAGCGGUAGUGAGGAAGUACCUUCCCUUUAACAAGCGUGAUGCGACACUGCCAGCAACAUGCUACGCCCUCUGUAAUAACGCUGUCGUGGAGGCGCAGAAAGUCGGAAAGAUACCUCAACUGUGUGAACCAGAUUCCGUAUUCUCGCAGGACCGCCAACUCUGCCAGGAGUGCGCCGUGGCGCACGGGGCGGAAUGGAAACCGAGCACCAAGAACUACGCAAAAGACCAAUGGGCGCAAUGGCUCACAUACUGCGACUCACAAGACCCUACUCGAGUCACUUCGAGCACUAGUGCUCCAGAGGGAGAGGUUACAAGCACCCCUGGAGGAUCUACCGGUACUGGAAGGCCGCCAAAUACCGAGACAGGUGUGGUUUCAAGCCCGCCAACCUUCUCAGCUACGCCGUCUUCUACAUCUGAAAGCUCGUCUUAUACUUCCGAGAGUACGUCUACUUCUAGCUCUUCAGAAAACAUCUCGUCGUUUUCGUCUACCUCUAGCUCCUCUCGGAGCGUGUCUUCUAGUUUAGGCUCGUCAUCGAGAAGCAUAUCUUCUAGCUCCCUAGAAACAAUUUCCGCUACUGGCUCUUCUGGUAGCUCGAUUUCUUCUACUUCUAGCAUUUCGGAAAGCAUCUCUUCCCGAUUUUCGGGAAGCAGUUCUUCUCUGACUUCUUCAGAAACAGCCAUUUCAUCGUCUUCAGAGGCUAGCACUUCUACGGAGACGUCGGCUAGAACGACCGUCACCAGCAGCAGUGAAGAAUCUAACUCAACACCAGUACCUGCCUCUACUUCUUCAGCGAGCAUUAGCGCCACGUCUACAGAAACUUCUACUGUAACAUCGCCUGCUACAGUACCAGGUAGUACGACGACGCCGACUCCAGUCUCCACUGCUGGAGCACCGGGGGCCUUAAACGGAGCGACGCCCGGCUCCAUCCUCGCCCUCAUACUCCUAUUGUUCUUUUAAUAUUCUCAGGGGCGUAAUUACUAUUUAAUUCUAGUAUGAAAACAAAAAAAAAAAAACAAAAAAAAAAAAAAAACGCUUAUAAAUAUUCGAUUCACAUCCAUCCUUAAGGCCGUUAUAUAUUUCUCAGCCGUAUUGUUGUACUGUUUUA